AUGAAUUCAAGACUUGUUGCAAUUAUUAUUUCGGCCGUAUUAUUAAAUUUUAUAGUUAGCGUUUAUGGUGUAGAUGAAAGAACUGGUAAUAAUGUAUGUUCGCUAUCGUUUCAAGAAUCAGGCAGAACUCUAGGAAAUGGCACACAGGAUAAAAAUGGUGUAUGUCAAGAAACCUUUAUGGGUGAAAUACCAGAUUUUAAUCACAUGGUGACAACUAUAAUUGUUUUUCCAAAAAAUAACGAUGUUAUUGAAGCAAAUAGAAAUUUCACCUUCAAACAACUAAUUAAAAAUAUGAACACCGGUUUCUUCGAUGAUCCAGCUAAGGAAUAUUACAAAUUUCCACAAACUCUUGACAAAGAUGGCUUCAUACAAGGUCAUAGUCACGUAACCAUACAAAAAUUGGACGGCGAAGAUCAAGCACCAGAUCCAAGAGUGUUUGCAUUCUUCAAAGGUUUGAACGAGCGCGCUGUCAAUGAUAUUUUAAGUGUAGUAGUUGGAAGUGAUAAAAAAGAGGGUUUAGAUCCUGGUUAUUAUAGAGCUUGCACAAUGACUUCCUCGUUUGGUCAUCAACCUACAUUGAUGCCUGUCGCUCAACGUGGAGCUCAAGAUGAUUGUGUUAGAUUCACUGUCCAAAAGGAUGCAAACAAAAAACGAUCAAUUAGAUCUGGUAUAAAAAAAGUGAAAAGACGUAAUAAAUAG
This is a messenger RNA of Entrophospora sp. SA101, 699 nucleotides long. Lineage: Eukaryota; Fungi; Glomeromycota; Glomeromycetes; Entrophosporales; Entrophosporaceae. The record is from the annotation of a GenBank genome assembly.